AUGGCAACUAAACGCAAAAUAAACACGUCAGGCACAGAUGACACAGAAGAACAAACUAGCAGUGAGGUCAAAACCAAAAGAGUAAAAGUUUCUUUAGAAAGUUCAUCAGGAUCAUUGACAACAGAAAACGUCGAGAAAAACAAUCAAUCUUCAGAUAAAAAGGCAGAUCUAAACGAAAAACAUGUUAAGGAGAAGGAAGAGAAUGUUGCCAGAAAGGAUGACCAUGGUACUAUGAUUCCUAUUACCAUCAACAUUGGUAGGAACGAAACCAGCACUUACAAAUAUGUUGACACGAAGGAUAAGUUUAUUGAAGUCAUGAAAGAGCUCCAGGAAAAGAUAAGAAAUAAGCAAAUGAUAGCUGUUGAUUGCGAAGGAGUAAAUUUGUCAAGAUUUGGAUCAGUAACACUGAUUAAUAUUGGCACUCGAGAUUUAGUCUAUCUAAUCGAUAUUUUGAAAAUAGGGGACAGCGUAUUCGAUGAUGGUCUCCGUUCUAUACUCGAGGACAGUGGAAUAGAAAAACUGAUGUUCGACUGCCGAGAAGAUGCCGAUGCUUUAUUACAUAUUCACAAAGUCAAACUUAAUGGAGUACUAGACGUUCAAAUACUAGAGGUGAACAAUCGAAUACAUGUAUACAGAAAUGGAUAUACUAAGAUCAGAAGCCUUAAGCACUGCCUAGAGGAAUAUGUAAAAGACGACACAUUAUUGAAUGCCAAGUUACAAGGACGAUCGAGUAUGAGUGUGUCGAGUAAUAUUUGGAAGGAAAGGCCACUAGACGAAAACAUGUUGAAAUAUGCAAGUGUUGAUAUUCUUGGUCUUUUCAAACUCUAUGAUGAACUUCGUACUAGAAUGGGUCAUAUCGUCUGGAAAGCAGCUUCCAGUCGAUAUUGUGACUCUACUCGUUCAAGAAACAGAACGCAACGUGAUGGUAGUGGAAUUUUACCAAAAGGCAUAAUAUUAUAA
Messenger RNA from Mytilus trossulus (common blue mussel), 960 nucleotides. Its product is annotated as piRNA biogenesis protein EXD1-like. The coding region runs from base 1 to 960 and encodes 319 amino acids. Gene Ontology annotation, cellular component: PET complex. The transcript has a single exon. NCBI's taxonomy places the organism in Eukaryota, Metazoa, Mollusca, Bivalvia, Mytilida, Mytilidae. Gene Ontology annotation, biological process: piRNA processing. Gene Ontology annotation, molecular function: 3'-5' exonuclease activity; nucleic acid binding. The record is from RefSeq and is a predicted model, not a curated record.